Aspergillus heteromorphus CBS 117.55 is the source of this 2039-nucleotide messenger RNA. Its product is annotated as universal stress protein. Bases 278 to 1609 code for a protein of 443 amino acids. The transcript is spliced from 2 exons. The record is from RefSeq and is a predicted model, not a curated record. NCBI's taxonomy places the organism in Eukaryota, Fungi, Ascomycota, Eurotiomycetes, Eurotiales, Aspergillaceae.
CUUAUCCCUCCCUCUCUGACUGUCUCUCCCUCUCUGUCCCUCCCUCUCUGUCCCUCCCUCUCUGACUGUCCCUUCCGACCCUCCCAUCCACGCGUGUCGGGCCGCCAAACCAUGGUCUGUGUCUCCCGCAUCGUACCACUGGCAGAACGUCUGGAGCUUCACGGUGGCUGAGCGAGCCAUCCCCGAUUUGACUUUCCCAUUAUCCGGUUGCCAUCUACAUCUUUCCACCAACUCCCUUCCAUUUCCCCUCCUCCCACCAACCGGCUCUCUGCCUGCCAUGUCCGCGUCCACCAAAUCAUCGCUGGACGGCGACAAGCCCAUCCACCGCUCCACCACCACCACCCCAACGGGCAAGCCCCGGUCCCGGAGAAAAUCCAUCCAAUUCAACAUCGGCGCCCCCGAUCCCCAACUGCAGCAACUGCAGCUGCCCAGUCGAUCCGCCAGCGCUGCAGGCCGCAGGCGUUCGCCCUCCCACGUCUCCUUCACCCACGAGAAAGACCCCAAGGCGCCCGUCUCGCGCGGACCCUCGCCGCCUCCCCCGCAGACCUACGAACGAGGCGUCUCCUUUGACACGUUCGAUAACCCCGAUGCAGCGGACUUUUCCCUCACCCUGAACUACAAACACAAAGGCUACCAGAGCACCCGUCGCAGUCGCACCUUCCUCUGCGGCACUGACCAGAACGAUUACUCGGAUUUCGCGCUGGAAUGGCUGAUCGACGAGCUGGUCGAUGACGGCGAUGAGAUCGUCUGUCUCCGCGCCGUGGAGAAGGACUCCAGCAUCGCCAGUGAUGCCGCGGUCGAGGCGGGCAAAUACCGCAAGGAGGCCGAGAAGCUGUUCGAGCAGGUCAUCCAGAAGAACAGCCAGAAUGAGAAGGCCAUCAGUCUGGUGCUGGAGCUGGCCGUCGGCAAGAUCCAGGACAUCAUCCAGCGCAUGAUCCGGAUCUACGAGCCCGCCGUGCUCAUUGUGGGCACUCGGGGCCGCAACCUGGGCGGCGUGCAAGGCCUGCUGCCGGGCUCUGUUUCCAAGUACUGCCUGCAGCAGUCGCCGAUUCCGGUCAUCGUGGUCCGCCCGACCACCAAGCGGGAGAAGCGCAAGAAGAAGCGUCUGGCGGACCCCACCCGACGCAACUACAACCAUAUCCUGGAGAUGAGCGAGCGACGAGGGAACAACAUCUUCGACCGCAGUUCCAGCCGCGACAGCAGCGUAUCGAAGUUGCCGGACGAGGAGGCCGCCGUGGCAGCCGCGCUCGGCCUGCCCCAAUCCUACCAGAACUCCCGCAGUUCCCUAUCGACGUCGGAGCGGAGCAGUGUCAGCCACGAUGAAUCGCCUUCGCCGACCAGCUCACCUGACGCCGUCUCGCGCAGCCCCCUCGUGGGGAGCGUGGAAAACUCCGAGAUUGACACCGGGUCAGACGACGAACCCACCGUGAUGCACGUGGAAGACCACAAAGACAGUCCGUCGCCGCCAACCGAGCCCAGCAACGGUCCGUCCGUCGAGACCCUCCCCACAGACAACCUGUCCGAAUCCACCGAGACGCCUCCGUCGUCCGGCGUGCCGAUCCCGCUGAUCGUGACUGAGGAGAGUUCUCCAACUGGUUCGGAGAAGUGAGGAUCUACCGUCUGACCCGGAUUCACCACACCACACCACAUCAUGCACCUACGGGUAUCUAUCCAUCAAUAUCCACACCACCACAUCAGAGGAUGCAGCAUGGCCUGCCCUCUGCAGAUAUCAGCAACCCCUACAACCACUCCUGAUUAUGAGAGGAUCUACCACCAUGCAAGUAAUGCUAUCAGACAUACAUGCAUAACCCCACGACAGCAAACUCAGCUCAGCUCAGCUCAGCAGUGCGAUGCUGCGGAGCAAUCAUGAACCACGAACAGCGAAUCAAUCUCCUUUCUUACAUCACAUCACAUUGUAUCCUCUGUUCCGGCUCGCGAUAGAUCACACUGAUGCAUUGCAUCGAUGCAUUCAUAGAUUUCUCCUGGUAGAACAAUACACAUAACUGUGAUUAGCUGUGAAGAUGCAUAGUAUAGUAGAG